GGCUGAUGCGUCCGUUGCUACCUAAACGUUGAGGAUAUUGCAUUAAGGUUUUCACUGAGUUGGAAUAUGCCAUAAAGACAAUGCAGGAAAAUUAAAGUAACUAAUGAAUUGGACUUUCACAGGGAUAUGAUAUUUAGGUGACAUGAGAUGGCUGUAGCACAAGAAGCACCACAGCAUUACAGCCUAAUCAUGGACCCUGGAUUACAACGUCCACAGAGUGCCCUGGGUCAGAGAGGGGUGAUGAUCACAGAAUACAAGGAGGCCAGAGUCAACCCAGAGCCCAUUGUGUUAGAGGAGACAGACCUGUUGCUAGAGGAAUAUCUUUCUCCAAGAAAAUUGAGGUUGCUGACAGGCCUGGAUAAUCUAGAGGAAGUGAAAUACCUGGAGAUGAAAGUUGAUACUUCAGAAACCAGUCUGGGAAACUUUGGCCAGUACCUUCCAAGUCUGACGCAGUUGAAGCUUGCUAACAGUAUUAUAGCUUCUGUGAGAGAUCUUGGUUCCUGUUUCUCAAAGUUACGAGUUCUUUGGAUGCAGAGGUGUGGUUUACAUGAUCUGGACGGCAUAUCUUCUAUGUGUAACCUGAAAGAACUUUACUUAGCCUACAAUGAAAUCUCUGACAUCAGUCCAUGUGGGAUGUUGGACCAAUUGAAGAUUCUAGAUUUAGAAGGGAACAACAUAGAUGAUGUUGCUCAGAUUGAAUUUCUCUCUCUGUGCUCAAGUCUGACACAUUUGACUUUGGAUGGAAACCCUGUGUGUAUUACGCCUUCACCUGAGAAAGCAGUGCCUGACUAUGACUUCAGACAGGCUGUAAAGAAGUGCAUUCCCAAUCUAAUGUAUCUGGAUGAUGAGCCUCUUGUUAUUACCUCUGGAAAGUCAGACCUUGGCAAGAAGACAUCUUCAGUAUUUUUAGAUGAUUGGAAGUUAAUAAAUGAAAUGAUGGAAGAUGUCACUGUUGGGUCUAGUGAAAGCUUAGAUGGUUCCGGGAAAAGUCGACCAGGGACAGCCUUUCGACCUACCACUGGUUAUAGACCAGGGUCUGCCCUGAAAAGGCCGACUACUGCCAGACCUUUGACUACAGCCAGUGGAAAGAGGCCAGGCUCAGGGGGAAGACCUGGUACAUCUGUCAAAGGACCAGAGGAAGUUGUAGAAGAGCCAGAUGAUGGCAGUGACCUGACACUAGGUGGAGUAGUGUGUGGAAAUCCUUCCAAGGCACUUAGAGCCAAGAGAAAAGAAUCACUAAGGAUGCAAAUGGCUGACAACCCUCCUCCAUUAUUUGCUCAACAUAAGUUUAAACCAGAGCACUCCUAUGAUACAAUUAUGGAGGAGAACUCUGAUAUGAAAGAAAUAAUAGAAGAACUGAAAGAAUGGAGAUCAGAACAUGACAGACGGGUACACCAAAUAGAAGAAUCUCGAGCUCCACAGGUAUUAAAGUUAUCUGAUCUAAUAUCGAGUGGAGAAGAUGAGCCUGUUUCAGAUACAGAAGACCUAGAUCCACUGAGUGAUAGUCUUGAUGUGACCAGUAGUAUAGAAGUUAGUAGCAGAGGCAGAGAAAACUCUUUAAAGGAGGACUAUGGGAGGAAAGAGAGCCCUACUCCCAGGCCUCCUGCUGACCAAGGUGCCAAACCUAAGUUUAGAAGAAAGGUACGUGGCAAAUCCCAGGAGGGUAUACAGCUAGGGGGAGCUGAUCACGACGAGUCCUUUAAAGUGGAGAACAGUGAUGAUUUCGUGAGAGGCAGUAGUGACAGUAUCAAUAGUGACUUAUCGAAAAGUACAGAGACUCCAUUACAAUCUGCACAGACUAAUGAGAGGCCAGUGCCUAAUUCUGUGCCACAGAGUGAAAAUGGUGUACAGGAAAGGUUGUCAUCACCUAAGAGACUUCAUAGUCCAAAAGCCAAAAGCAGAAGUACAGGGCAUGUUCAAGCACCAACUGUGCCAAUAGUUUCUACUGCUGAUGAAGAUAGGCCUCAUUCAGGACCAGUGCCAGCCAGCAAGGGGAUAUUUAGGUUAGAACCCAGACCUGACAAAAAGGCACCAAAAACCAUAGACAGAGCUCAUCCUAUAAUAAGAGCAGAGGUUCAGAGUCCCAAGGCCAAGGUCCCUGUGGGACCACGUGCCCUGACUGCUAAAGCUGCUCUUGGUUCUUCCCCACAAGUUGGGGCACCCAGGAUACGGAGACAGUUACCUCAGGUGCCCAGCCUUCCGUCCAAACCAGCCAUGCCUAAGUGAAUGGAGUGUUAUUACUCU
Molecule: messenger RNA, 2244 nt
Organism: Lingula anatina
Lineage: Eukaryota; Metazoa; Brachiopoda; Lingulata; Lingulida; Lingulidae
Molecular function (GO): protein binding
Source: RefSeq, a predicted model, not a curated record